Messenger RNA from Bipolaris oryzae ATCC 44560, 546 nucleotides. RefSeq lists its product as uncharacterized. The annotation marks the transcript as partial. The record is from RefSeq and is a predicted model, not a curated record. Lineage: Eukaryota; Fungi; Ascomycota; Dothideomycetes; Pleosporales; Pleosporaceae. The transcript has 2 exons.
GUGCCUCUCGCAGGUUCUGCUGAAUCGAAGGAACAGGCAAAGGAGAAGCGCUUAAAAGAACGAUUUCCUGUCCUGCUAGCUACUGAGCUGGCCAGGAUCUACGCAGAAUUUCGGGAAAACCCUGCUGUUGCGGUACCCUUCGGGGCGGAUGCACCAGAUUGUAAAGGACCUUACCUACACCUAAUCAACAUCACUUUACACAAGAACAGCCCUGCACCAUCGGUGUACGAGGUGGAGCAACUCGACGACGAAAUGUUAGAUUUUCACUUGAUGAAUGACGAUAUGGACAACGCCGAAAUAGAAGAUGAAGAGCGACUCAGCUACCUGGUCCCAUUCAUCUCCCGCACAAACUGCAGCUAUGGAUGCUGCAAAGACGAUAACGAUGAGAUAGAGGUGAUUGAGAGGCUGGUUGAUGUUCCGCCGCCGUCCCUUCUCCAGUGGAAGGACGAAGAAAAUCACCCAACUAUCUGCCCUGUUUGUCACAAGGUCUUGUUUCUUAAGCCAAACGAUGCCCGCGUCACACGUGUACCGGAAUCUGAUUCUAGC